Molecule: messenger RNA, 345 nt
Organism: Danaus chrysippus (African queen)
Lineage: Eukaryota; Metazoa; Arthropoda; Insecta; Lepidoptera; Nymphalidae
Source: the annotation of a GenBank genome assembly
AUGUCUGUACCAACGGUAACCAUUGAUCAACUGAGCAAGGGUAUUGAGGACUACUCAUCGAAUAAAAGCGUAAAAAGUGUUCUCGAAGGAAUAUUAAACGAUUAUAUGGACUUGCAAUAUGCAAAAGAAACUCCAUAUACCACGGGAAAACAAGUUAUACCCUCAGGUUCAUCUAUUGAGGACGUGGAGAAUGGUAUCCAGAGUAUAGAUGGAAAGUUUAAGGAGAUUUUCGAGAAGAUAUCAAGCACUCAUAAAAGUGGAGAUCUCAGCCCGCAGUCUGUUAAUGAUGGAUCUUGGGAAGCCAAUCUGAAACCCGUCUUCGUGUUCGUCACACCUAAUCCUUAG